This is a messenger RNA of Debaryomyces fabryi, 1059 nucleotides long. RefSeq names its product DUF3659 domain-containing protein. NCBI's taxonomy places the organism in Eukaryota, Fungi, Ascomycota, Pichiomycetes, Serinales, Debaryomycetaceae. The transcript has a single exon. Bases 1 to 1059 code for a protein of 352 amino acids. The record is from RefSeq and is a predicted model, not a curated record.
AUGACAGAUAAAAUUUCAAAGGUUACAGACCCCAUUAAGGGGACCAUAUCUGAUAAAGCAGGACAACUAGGAGGCAGUGGUGAUAGUCAAACCAACGUUACAGGCUCUGCCAAACAGAAAGGCUCUGACACAACAAGUCAAGCUACUAGAAAUAGCACUGUCGAUUCCCUCAAGAACAAUGUACAAGACAAGGCCAGUGAAGCCACUGACAAAGUGUCUUCUAUUCCAGGCUCCGACCUUGUGACUUCAAAACUUAAGGAGUUGAAAGGUGCACACAAACUCAACGAUAAAGGUCAGGUAACUGACAAAGCUAAUUUCAAUGAAGUAAGUGGUAAGUUGAAGAGUGUUGUUGGUAAGAAGGUUGACAUUGAUGAGACGGGGAAGUUGACAAGAAAGGGCAAGAAUCUUGGCUCUAUUGAUCCUGUUGUUGACGAGGAAGAAGAUUCUGAUGAUGAUUCUGAUGAUGAUUCUGAUGAUGAUUCUGGUGACGAUUCUGAGGACAACUCGGAAGAUGACUCGGAAGACAACUCUGAUGAUGAGUCUGAAAAUAAAGAAUCCUUGGAAGGCUGCACUGUUCGUGAAGACGGGAAGGUUGUUAACGAUGAAGGUAAAGUCUUAGGCCAAGUUGUUGAAGGAUCUUACAAAAAGUUCGAACGGUUGGUUGGCAAAAAGGUGACUCCAGAUUACACCAUUGUAAGUAAAAAGGGUAAGGAAUUGGGCACUGUCGAUGUGCUUGACGAUGAUGAAGAUGGCCCAAACCAAGAAGAGCAAAACCUGAGCAUGAACCGAUUGAGUGGGUUGAUUCGAAGCUCCAUUGAUAAGAUCCAACCAUUGACAGAAAUAAUCCAAUCCAAGGUGAAGCAAGAAGAAUUACCAGUUGACGAGCUAAACUCGGUAGCUACACGAGCAGAACGAAUUAUUGGUGAAGUUCGUGGAGGUAUUAAGGCAAUUGAUCCAGAGGAACGCAUUAUCAAGGACGCCAAGAGCCAAGUUGAUGGCCCUGGGGAAGCCAGCCAGUCGAGAGCAACAAGGUUUGGUAAAUACUAUUCAGGCACUUGA